Molecule: messenger RNA, 765 nt
Organism: Phytophthora sojae
Lineage: Eukaryota; Oomycota; Peronosporomycetes; Peronosporales; Peronosporaceae
Exons: 1
Coding region: 1-765 (254 amino acids)
Source: RefSeq, a predicted model, not a curated record
AUGGAGGCGUUCGCGAGUACGCCACGUCCAGCACCGGUGGCCAUGCGAUCGAGCCCACGCCUUCGUUCGGCUGGUCUUAAGAAGCCAGCGAAGGCGCCGACGGUGGCUGAUCCGAGACGUGCAUCGACGACAACGGCGAUGAGUGGUGCAUCUGACGCCGACAAGCCGUCGGGCCCUCGUUCGCGGGACCAAGAGGGCGCUCGCACGCGCGACCAGCAGAAAGCACAGCGCUACCCGAAACUUGCUAACUCCUCCAACAGGCUAGGAGGGGGAAACCUGGCCGACUUCCGCGACACAGUCGGCCUCAAGCGUGCGUACGAGGAGGACGAGGAGCUGAUCGAAGCCGGCUACGCGAAGGCAAAGCGUUCCCGGGCUGCCAAAGCGACAGCGGCGCUGAAGAAACGGCUGAGCGACCUCGAGAGCUCAGCCAGCACGAUGGGGGGCAACAUCUUCGAGAUGAUGCUGAUGAUGCGCGAGGAGAACGAACGCAAGGCCGAGGCCCGACGCAUGGAGGAAGAGCAGCGCCGCCGAGACGAGCUUGCCGCUCGUGAGGCGCGUUACCUCGCGGACAAAGCGGAAGCGGUGGAGCGGCGGCGCCAGGAGAAGGUCGAGAUCGAGGAGCGUGCGCGUCGCGAUAAAGAGGAGGCCCGUGCCCGCACCCAGGAGCUGAUGCUGCUGAUCGGCGCGCUGACGAAGAGGACUGAUCCACGCGCAGAUGCAGAGGGUGCAGAGAAGUCAAAAGCAAGAGGGGUAGUUCAUUUGUAG